UCGUCCUGUCCUCCCGGGGCUUUCGCCUUCGCCCCGACACAGAGCUCUGCCCUGCCGCUCGCGUCCCUGCGAUCGCCCCCCGCCGGUGGGGCUCCGAGCCCAGGGGAGCCGGGUCCGCGGCAGCGCGAGUGGCUGCGGCGCGAGUUAAUAAACAGUUAAGUUUGGAAGACUCAGCAGACACGUUGAGGGGGAGUUACCAAGCCAGGCAGCAAAAACAUCCCGGCACAUUCCUGGGGAGUCCUCAGCUGCCAGCAUCUGAUUAGAACCAUAUCCCUCGCCGGGAGUGGCCGCGCGGCUCGGAGCUCGGCCGGCGGCUAUUUAAGCGGGGCCGCCGUGUCGCCUGCGCGGCAGCCUGGAGGCUCCGGGCUCGGGGAAGUCAUGCUCGCUUCGCACAGGCGCUGCUAGCCCGUGUCUGUGGUAGGUUAUGUUUAUUUGAGAUUUCUCCAUCGGGAAUCGCCUGUUGUCACUAAGUGUCUGCUGGUGUAGGGACCUGCUGCCUGCUUUCCUGCCAUGUCUAAUGAAGUAGAAACAAGUACCACCAACGGUCAGCCUGACCAACAGACUGCACCAAAAGCACCCUCGAAGAAGGAAAAGAAGAAAGGCUCUGAAAAGACAGAUGAAUAUCUCUUGGCCAGGUUCAAAGGUGAUGGUGUAAAAUACAAGGCCAAACUAAUCGGCAUUGAUGAUGUGCCAGAUGCAAGAGGGGACAAAAUGAGCCAAGAUUCUAUGAUGAAACUGAAGGGAAUGGCGGCAGCUGGUCGGUCUCAGGGACAACACAAACAAAGGAUCUGGGUCAACAUUUCCCUUUCUGGAAUAAAAAUAAUUGAUGAGAAAACUGGGGUAAUAGAGCAUGAACAUCCAGUCAAUAAGAUUUCUUUCAUUGCCCGUGACGUGACAGACAACCGGGCGUUUGGUUACGUGUGUGGAGGAGAAGGCCAGCAUCAGUUUUUUGCCAUAAAAACAGGGCAACAGGCUGAGCCAUUAGUUGUUGAUCUUAAAGACCUUUUUCAAGUUAUCUAUAAUGUAAAGAAAAAGGAAGAAGAAAAGAAAAAGACGGAAGAAGCCAACAAAGCAGUAGAGAAUGGGAGCGAGGCCCUAAUGAUUCUUGAUGACCAGGCUAACAAACUGAAGUUGGGUGUUGACCAGAUGGAUUUGUUUGGGGACAUGUCUACACCUCCUGACCUAAAUAGUCCAAAAGAAAGCAAAGAUAUCCUGUUAGUGGAUCUAAACUCUGAAAUCGACACCAAUCAGAAUUCUUUAAGAGAAAAUCCAUUCUUAACAAAUGGCAUCACCUCCUGCUCUCUUCCUCGACCAAAGCCUCAGGCAUCCUUCUUGCCUGAAAACGCCUUUUCUACCAAUCUCAACUUCUUUCCCACCCCUAAUCCUGAUCCUUUCCGUGACGAUCCUUUCACACAGCCAGACCAAUCGACACCCUCUUCGUUUGAUUCUCUCAAAUCUCCAGAUCAGAAGAAAGAGAAUUUGAGUAGCUUGUCUGCUCCACUGAGCAAUGGGCCCCAGAAUGGUGAUGUUGAUUAUUUCGGUCAGCAGUUUGACCAGAUCUCUAACCGGACUGGCAAACAGGAAGCACAGGCAGGCCCGUGGCCCUUUGCGAGUGGGCAAACCCAGCCAGCAGUGAGAACUCAAAAUGGGGUGUCUGAAAGAGAACAGAACGGCUUCCAUGUCAAAUCCUCCCCGAACCCUUUUGUGGGAAGCCCUCCCAAAGGACUGUCUGUACCGAAUGGCGUAAAGCAGGACUUGGAAAGCUCUAUCCAGUCCUCACCACAUGACUCCAUAGCCAUUAUCCCACCUCCACAAAGUACCAAACCGGGAAGAGGCAGAAGGACUGCUAAGUCUUCAGCCAAUGACUUGCUUGCAUCAGACAUCUUUGCUCCUCCCGUCUCAGAACCUCCGAGCCAGAUGUCACCCACAGGACAAUCUGCAACCCUACAGACCAAUCCUCUGGAUCUCUUCAAAACAAGUGCUUCUGCCCCAGUGGGACCCCUUGCAGGCCUAGGUAGUGUCUCUGCCACACUCCCUCAGGCAGGACCAUGGAGCGCAACACCUUCGGUCUUCAAUCAGUCCACUUCUAUGGUCCCGGGAGCCAUGAUGGGUGGCCAGCCUUCAGGUUUCGGUCAGCCUAUUGUUUUUGGUACAAGUCCAGCCGUUCCAGGUUGGAACCAGCCUUCAUCCUUUGCAGCCUCAACUUCCCCUCCAGCUCCUGCCAUUUGGGGCCCUUCUGCAUCUGUGGCAACCAGUACUUGGCAGUCAACAAGCCCUUUGGGGAAUCCUUUUCAGAGCAAUAUUUUUCCAUCUCCUGCUAUGUCCACUCAGUCCCCUUCUAUGCUGUCCUCUCUCCUGGUCACUCCUCAGCCGCCUCCCAGAACUGGCCCUCCAAAGGACAUCUCCAGUGAUGCCUUCACUGCCUUAGACCCACUUGGGGAUAAAGAAGUCAAGGAUGUGAAAGAAAUGUUUAAGGACUUCCAACUGCGGCAACCACCUGCUGUGCCUGCACGGAAAGGGGAGCAUACUCCCUGUGGGACUUCAAGUGCCUUCUCCAGUUAUUUCAACAGCAAAGUUGGCAUUCCUCAAGAGAAUGCAGACCACGAUGACUAUGAUGCGAAUCAACUGUUGAGCAAGAUCAAUGAACCACCAAAGCCAGUUCCCAGACAAGGUGCCCUACCAGUUACCAAAUCUGUUGACCAUGCAUUUGAGAACCCUUUUACUAAAGAUUCUUUCAGCUCAUCACAAGCCCCUAUGACUUCUCCUCAAUCUGCAUCUUCUGAUAUGUAUAGGGAUCCUUUUGGAAAUCCUUUUGCCUAACUUUUGAACUUGGUUUGCUGACUAUCCAGAGGAACAAAGAGGUUGGCCUUAGAAGACAAGGACAAAGCUAAUAGCCAGACACACCCUGAUCUCUGCCCUGUCCGGCUUUCACAUAUUAUCUGUUGCCUUAUUUCUUGUUGCCUCUUCCACUUGUAAAAUGUCUUUCACUUUCUGUCUAGGUUAAAGGUAAACUGAAUCUAUGGCUUUAAAUAAAUCAAGAUCCUAAACUCUCUAGCUUAAAUGUAAAUGAAGUACACUAGUUUACCUACUGAACCCUUGCCUAUUGUGUCCCUAGAACCUUCUAGAACACUUUACCUUUUACCUUUUGCUUGGGAGAUGCAGCCAUCACAACCCCUCCUAUGAUGCUGUUUUGAAUAAAUUUUCAAAUCCUUACUGUU
Lemur catta (Ring-tailed lemur) is the source of this 3218-nucleotide messenger RNA. RefSeq names its product DAB adaptor protein 2 (gene DAB2). The coding region runs from base 511 to 2820 and encodes 769 amino acids. The transcript has 15 exons. NCBI's taxonomy places the organism in Eukaryota, Metazoa, Chordata, Mammalia, Primates, Lemuridae. Gene Ontology annotation, biological process: negative regulation of canonical Wnt signaling pathway; positive regulation of endocytosis; receptor-mediated endocytosis. Gene Ontology annotation, cellular component: plasma membrane. The record is from RefSeq and is a predicted model, not a curated record.